Messenger RNA from Fomitiporia mediterranea MF3/22, 2365 nucleotides. RefSeq lists its product as uncharacterized. The coding region runs from base 13 to 2211 and encodes 732 amino acids. Gene Ontology annotation, molecular function: mRNA binding; poly(A) RNA polymerase activity. Gene Ontology annotation, biological process: RNA 3'-end processing. NCBI's taxonomy places the organism in Eukaryota, Fungi, Basidiomycota, Agaricomycetes, Hymenochaetales, Hymenochaetaceae. Gene Ontology annotation, cellular component: TRAMP complex; nucleolus. The transcript has 6 exons. The record is from RefSeq and is a predicted model, not a curated record.
CUCUUUGUUGCGAUGGAUUCUCCUAGGCAAAGGACACGAAGGAGCACUAAAAGGACAUCCAGGCAACCAUCACCAGAGCGAAUAAGAGUUAGAUCCAAGCCAGCUUCUUCCGCACAACCUGAAGCAGGUCCUUCAAGGAAACAACCAAGGCUGUCUAAUCCACUGGCACAAACACAGUUAGCGAACUUCUCAUCUGGCGCAGACUUCAUCGCAUUUGAGGGGGAAGAUGAUGAUCGUCCGAGGCGUUCCACCCGCGAGUGGGACAAAGGCAAAACCGAGCGGAAUUGGGAUCGAGAUGGUCAUGCUGCUGGCAGGAAGAGAAGAUGGGAGGAAAGUGACCGAGACGACGCCUCGUCAUUGAGACAUGCUGGAAGCAAGAGGUCAACCCAUAGAUUGAGGAGAACUCCAUGGACAGACUAUGUUGAUUGGGAUAGCUGUCGAAAUGUGGCUGAAUUGAUGCAUAAAGAAGUAGAAGCAUACUUGAAAUACGUCUCACCUACUCCAGUCGAACAUGAAGUGCGAUGGAUGGUCGUCCAGCUCAUCUCCAGUAGCAUAAAGAGAGUCUAUUCAGACUCGGAGGUCUUGCCAUUCGGCAGUUUCGGCACGAAGCUAUAUUUACCACAGGGAGACAUUGAUCUCGUGGUGCAGUCAAGAACUCUGGCAUCCUUUGAGAAAGUCACUGCAUUGAAGUCACUUGCGAACAUAGUCAAGAGGACUGGACUUGCAGAUAAAGUUACCAUCAUCUCGCAAGCUAGAGUACCCAUCAUCAAAUUCACUACAUUAUAUGGUCGUUUUGCUGUCGACAUUAGUAUGAACCAAUCGAACGGCGUGAAGACGGGAGACAUGAUCAACCGAUUCCUUAACGAAUUUCCCGCACUUCGCGCAAUAGUCUUAAUCGUCAAGUCUUUCCUUAAGCAACGUAAUCUGAACGAAGUCUAUUCAGGAGGGUUGGGAAGUUACGCAAUAGUCUGCCUCGCUGUAAGCCAUUUGCAGAUGCAUCCGAAGGUUCGACGUGCAGAGAUCAAUUCUGCGAAGAAUCUCGGCGUUUUGACGCUUGAGUUCUUUGAACUUUACGGGAAAUAUUUCAACUAUAACAACACUGGCAUUUCGCUACGUCAUGGUGGUUCGUACUUCGGCAAGCAAGAGAGAGGGUGGAGGGAUUAUAACAAGCCUUACUUGCUGUGCAUUGAAGAUCCUGGUGACAUUAGUAACGAUAUCUCUAGGGGAUCUUAUGGAAUAAAGAGAGUGAAGCAGACGUUCGCCGGCGCGUACGAUAUGAUGCUCUCGUCUAUCUAUCUCGUUGCACAGAUCCUGAGCGCUCGACAAGACUCUCGAGAUGUAGAUUUAAGGAAAGGCAGUAUGCUGGAACGCGGUGGGGAUGAGCUGAGUGUACUGUCAGCUAUACUUGGUAUCAAUCAAGAAACGAUUAACCAUCGUCGACUUGUGCGAGAAGUGCACGAGGAGGGGGAGCUUGCACGUAUGCUGGGCGUUGAACCGCGGGUGGGACUUCCUGGUGGGAAGACGCGGGGUAGGGAGAAGGAGGCGGAGAGCGUCGUUGAGGCUUGGGAAGAGGCGGAAAGUAUGAGUGAAUCUGACGAGGACGGAGUGGAUCACCAGAUGGACGUGAAUGCACUAAAUGGACGUCUUCAGGAUGACCGAGAGAGCGAAAACGAGAGUCGGUACCGCAUCAAGGCCAAGCAGAACGGGAAACAUAGGAGCUCACGAAGUGCAAGUGCGAGUGAUGGACCGAGUAGCCGGAGACAAGCUGGACCUUCUCGGGUGGCAAAACGAUCUCGAAUAGACACGGCGUACUUCGUUGCAGACGAGGACUCCGAGAGCCAUGCCACGACCGAGCAAUUUGAUCGUGAUGAACCGAUUCGAUCUUACGUCGACCCGAACGUCGACUCCACUGCUGCUGGGUCUGGCGACGAUGACGAUGAUGACGGGCUUGACGAGAUUGAACGUGCGUACAUCGCUGCUGCAGAUGCUUUCGCCGACGACGCUCAUCAAUUAGAUGACGAGUAUGACUCAGGUCCGGCGUUUACGGAAGAGGCUACAGGUAGUAAAGGGAAGGGAAAGGAGAAAAGCAUAAAUGGACGGAUGAAUCUGAAGAGAUCGUUGAGUGGAGAUGAACGACGUGCGUUCUGGGCUUCGAAGUCAGUACUUGGUGGAGAUCUUUCAGAAUUUGAAGAGGACCUUGAGUGGGGGUGAACGGCAUGCGCUCUGGGCUUUAAGGUCGUUACUUGCAGAAGAUUUUUCAGACCGUUCGUAACUGUUCCGCCACUAGCUUAUGGGGGUGUUUUGUUUGUUUGUUCGUUCUUAGAGACUUGUUUGCUGUGCUGUGCUAUUUGCUAUCUGAUACUUC